AUUAAAAAAUCGACAUUUAGAUUUCUGUAGCAACACAAAGCAUUGAAAGUUAUUUUUUUUAUUCAUUUUUUACAUUUGUUAUUUGUUUGGCCUGGAGAGUGGAACUAGAACAACGAAAUUGUAAAAUGUCUGAAAUAGAAGCACCGCAAAUAAUAGCAGAAUCUUUGGUCCAACAGGGUGUUGAAUAUGUCUUCGGCAUUAUUGGUAUCCCUGUUGUGGAGCUCUCCAUGGCUUUCCAAGCUGCUGGUUUAAAGUAUAUUGGCAUGCGAAAUGAACAGGCUGCCUGUUAUGCUGCUCAAGCCAUUGGCUACCUUACUGGCAAGCCAGGAGUCUGUCUAGUGGUAUCUGGUCCUGGUUUAUUGCAUGUUACUGGUGGCAUGGCCAAUGCCCAAGUCAAUUGCUGGCCCUUAAUCGUUAUUGGUGGUGCCACCAAUGAGGAUCACGAGGGUAUUGGUGGUUUCCAAGAAUGCAAUCAGGUGGAGUUAUCCCGUCCCUAUUGCAAAUAUGCUGCUCGUCCUCCUACUGCUGCUCUCAUUCCUUUGCAUGUUGAAAAGGCUGUGCGUUACACCACUUAUGGGCGUCCUGGUGUGGCCUAUUUAGAUUUCCCUGGCAAUUUAUUGCAAUCCAGAGUUUCCGAGGAGAAAAUCUACAAGACUUUGGCCCACCCUGCUGCUCCUUUGGUUUAUCCACCACAUGAUGAUGUCAUACGUGCUGUUAACUUGUUGCGCUCAGCCAAACGUCCUUUGGUGAUUGUGGGCAAGGGUGCGGCUUAUGCUCAUGCUGAAAAUAUUCUUCGUCAUUUUAUUGAGAAUACCAAUUUGCCAUUUUUGCCAACGCCCAUGGGAAAGGGUGUGGUACCUGAUACCGCUGCCCAAUGUGUGUCUUCGGCACGUACUUUGGCUUUGCAAAAGGCCGAUGUAGUGCUGUUGAUGGGAGCUCGUUUGAAUUGGAUUUUGCAUUUUGGACGUCCACCACGUUACGAUAAGGAUGUUAAGUUUAUUCAGGUUGAUAUUUGCCCCGAGGAAUUGCAUAACUCCGUCACCGCUUCUGUAGCUAUUCAGGCGGACAUCAGACCUUUUGCCGAACAGAUUUUCGAACAAAUGAACGCCAUCAAUUUCCGUUUCUCCAAUGACAAUGACUGGUGGCAGGUGUUGUCAUCGAAAUGCCGCCAAAAUCGUGAAGCUGUCCACCAAAUGGCCAUGAAUACAUCCACACCUUUGAAUUAUUAUACAGUAUUCCAUCAUUUGCGUGAGCUGAUUCCCAGUGAUGCCAUUAUUGUCAGCGAAGGUGCCAAUACCAUGGACAUUGGCCGUUCUAUGCUUUUGAAUACUUUGCCACGUCAUCGAUUGGAUGCUGGAACGUUUGGAACCAUGGGUGUAGGUCCAGGUUUUGCAAUUGCUGCCGCUCUAUUCUGCCGCGAUCGUUUCCCGGGAAAGCGUGUGAUUUGUGUGGAGGGUGACAGCGCUUUUGGUUUCUCCGGCAUGGAAAUUGAGACUAUGGUUCGUUACCAGUUGCCUGUAACAAUUGUGAUUGUUAACAAUAAUGGUAUCUAUGGAGGAUUUGAUCUGGAGACAUUUGAAGCUAUACGCAGUGCUGGCGAUUUGUCACAAGUAACUCCACCCUCGGCCUUGGGCGUUCAAGUGCGCUAUGAAGAAAUGAUGAAAAUGUUCGGUAUGAAGGGUCACUUCUGCCAGACCAUACCCGAACUGCAAGAAGCUGUAAAGGCAUCGCAAAAGCUUUCCGAUAAGCCAACCAUUAUAAAUGUGGCCAUCAGUCCGUCAUCGGAUAGAAAGCCACAAUCAUUCAAUUGGCUCACCGAAUCCAAAUUGUAAAAAUUCUAAAUCUAAGCAGCAGUGUUUUGUUACAAGUAUUUUAGUAAAACCGUUAGGAAAAGUAAGGCCAAAUGAAAAUGUCGACGACGACGACGACUAUGACGAUGUAUUUGGUCAGGUAUUUUGCACAAAUAAAAGUAAAUUAUUUUUCAUUCUUGUUCUUAAGACUAUGUAUGUAUGUAUGUAUGGUGGUUAGGGUGUACUGACAAAGAAGAAAUUUGUAAAAUGGUUUUUAUUGAGUAUACAACAACAAAACAUAAAAGUGUAAAACAUUCCUCCUCCUCCUCUUAAUCCCAAAUUUUAAAAUAGUUAAAUGACCGUUGUUUUUAAUGAUUCACGAGAAAAUAAAAAUUGUUUACAAUA
Messenger RNA from Stomoxys calcitrans (stable fly), 2195 nucleotides. It is a transcript of the gene Hacl, whose product is annotated as 2-hydroxyacyl-CoA lyase 1. Gene Ontology annotation, cellular component: peroxisome. Lineage: Eukaryota; Metazoa; Arthropoda; Insecta; Diptera; Muscidae. Gene Ontology annotation, molecular function: magnesium ion binding; catalytic activity; thiamine pyrophosphate binding. Gene Ontology annotation, biological process: fatty acid alpha-oxidation. The record is from RefSeq and is a predicted model, not a curated record. The coding region runs from base 126 to 1832 and encodes 568 amino acids. The transcript has 6 exons.